UCUUCAAGCUUUUAAAGAGACACGCAUCAUAUGACUUUGACAGUAGUUGUCAACUAGUGAAACCAUAAACAAAAAGUAGUUGAAGUAGAUAUUUUAAUAAAAUUAAAACUAUAUAUAGCAUUGUGAAUAAUUCUAAAAUAUAAUCAUCGCCUUAAAAAAGCCCAUUUUUUAUAUAUCAGCGUUUUAAUAUAUGUAAUUAACCUAGAAUAUACAACAUGACAAAAGUGUUGAUAAUUGUGUCUCUUAUAUUCAAAAUUUUUAUAAACAACGUGAAUGGGGCUGCUUCAGAUAUUCAACUUGAUGCUAAAGCUCAAUCUACUCAUAUUAUAGAUAGCUUGAAUUUGCUAUCAUACACCCUAUUGCUUAUAUUAACUGUACUUACAAUUUGGCUGUUUAAACAUCGUAGGUUUAGUUUUAUACAUGAGACAGGGCUUGCUGUUAUAUAUGGCCUUAUAGUGGGAGCUAUCAUAAGAUACUCAGGCAGCACAUCUCAAGUAUUGAAUAUGCAAGUGUUUGUAGAUGAAUCCAAGUAUAACUCCAGCCUACCUCCUGAUACCCUAUCUCUUCAUAUGCCCAAACCGUAUUCAAAUAAAAACAUGACUUUUCAAUAUGUAUUUCGUAAUGAAAUUGAUGGGGCGCAAGAAAAUGAGAUAGAUUUAAAAGCUACAUUCGAUCCGGAAAUUUUUUUUAACAUCAUUUUACCGCCUAUUAUCUUUCAUGCUGGUUAUUCCUUAAAGAGGAAAUAUUUCUUUCGUAACCUGGGCGCAAUACUAACAUUUGCAAUAAUCGGUACUACAGUAUCGUCUUUUAUUGUUGGAGCACUGAUGUAUGGUUGCGUGCAUCUAAUGCCCCCCAGAUUGGCAAAUAGUUUUACAUUUCUAGACACACUUUACUUUGGAGCACUAAUUUCUUCUACUGAUCCCUUGACAAUCUUAGCUAUUUUUAACGAUUUGAAUGUAGACGUUAACUUGUAUGCCUUAGUUUUUGGUGAAAGUGUUCUUAAUGACGCUGUAGCUAUUGUUCUUAGUGGGUCCAUUCAGCAUUAUGGUAAGAGGUACCAAUUAGGUACUGGUGGAUUCGAAAUAAAGGCAUUUUUCCAAGCGGUAGGUGAUUUUUGUGGAAUAUUCAUGCUUUCGUUACUGAUAGGAGCUGUUAUGGGUUGUAUCACAGCACUGUUGACUAAAUAUACCAGAGUACGAGAUUUUCCACUACUCGAAUCAGCCUUAUUCGUUCUUAUGUCGUACAGCACUUUCUUGAUUGCAGAAGCUUCAGAUUUAACAGGAGUUGUGGCUGUGCUUUUUUGCGGAAUAUGCCAAGCCCAUUAUACAUACAACAACUUGUCAGAAGACUCUAGAAUUAGAACUAAACAGAUGUUCGAGUUGCUCAAUUUUCUAGCUGAAAAUUUUAUAUUUUCGUACAUAGGCGUUUCGAUGUUUACAUUCCCAAAACACCACUUUGAUCCACUUUUUAUAUUAACUGGAUUUAUAUGUGCUGCUGUUGGAAGAGCUGCAAAUGUAUACCCACUGUCGUUCUUGUUAAAUUUAGGAAGACGCCCAAAGAUACCAUUAAAUUUUCAACAUAUGCUGUUCUUUGCAGGUCUAAGAGGGGCAAUGUCAUUUGCUUUAGCAAUAAGAAACACACGUUCAGAAGCGAGACAAGCAAUGCUUACUACAACUUCCCUUAUUGUAAUAAUAACAGUAAUUAUUCAAGGUGGAGCAACAAUGAACCUGCUAAGGUGGUUGAACAUACCAUUGGGCAACGACGAGGAAACAGAAGCUCUCUCUCAAAAUGGACUGCAUAGUGUAUAUAAUUCAAUGGAACGUGGCAUUGUGGGGAAUACCACACCUAGAAAUGAAUGGAACGAACCUUUUGGUGAACCAGAAGCUCCCAAACCAAACGAAAAGGCUGUGCUUGCUAGAAUUUGGGGUUCAUUUGAUACAAAGUAUAUGAAGCCAUUACUGACACAUUCUAAGCCAACACUGCUAGAGACCCUGCCAGUUUGCUGCAAUCCAUUGGCCAGAUUGCUGACCACUACAGAGCAAUUGACUCAGGAGUCUUCGAAUUUAAAAAAUCGUGACUCAGACUCUGAUCUUUGUAUUGAAGAGAAUGACUUCUCCUCUAGUUCAAGAAUAAAUACUAGAGUAAGUCUUUACCAAUAAAUGCUAUAAGUGGACAUCAAGUUUGAGAAGAUUAUAUACCUUACUUAUCCUUAAAGUUUCUAGUCAUUAUUCAUAGUUGUAAGCAUCCUACUUGUAUAUCUUAGUCAUAGUAUUUACCAUAUUUGAUAUCAGCUAUAUCUCAAAUUACGAAAGAGGUUUAUAUGAAUAUAAUUUAUUUUUGAAUGAUUUUAAAGAGUUAGAUACAUAUAUACAUAUGUAAAAGUUUUCAUUUAGUGGACAUAAUUGAAAUAUGAGAGUAAAAAUCAGUAUUAUAAAAUGUAAUAACUAUAAGAGAUACAGACUUCAAUCGAAGGCUAAAAUAAAGAGGUACUCAUACAGAAGCAAUACAUCAAGAAAAAUAUUAUCAACUGAGAUUGUACCUAUGUAGGAUUUUUAGGAGAGUUUCUGUGAUAAAACAGCUUAUAAAAAGCGUAUUCGUUCAUUGUGAAAGUUAUUAAAAAGAGUUUUUAUUUAAUUUGUAGAGGAUUUUCUAAGAUCUGAAUUUUUUGUUAUUAAACAUCCUGUUUUGCAUGAAAUAUAUUGUAGAUUUUGUUGAAUAAAAUUCUAUGUGUUUAUCCAAAA
Sitophilus oryzae (rice weevil) is the source of this 2741-nucleotide messenger RNA. It is a transcript of the gene Nhe3, whose product is annotated as sodium/hydrogen exchanger 7. Gene Ontology annotation, cellular component: recycling endosome; membrane. Bases 216 to 2159 code for a protein of 647 amino acids. The record is from RefSeq and is a predicted model, not a curated record. Gene Ontology annotation, biological process: sodium ion transport; regulation of pH; proton transmembrane transport. The transcript is spliced from 13 exons. Gene Ontology annotation, molecular function: sodium:proton antiporter activity. NCBI's taxonomy places the organism in Eukaryota, Metazoa, Arthropoda, Insecta, Coleoptera, Curculionidae.